Molecule: messenger RNA, 2034 nt
Organism: Cheilinus undulatus (humphead wrasse)
Lineage: Eukaryota; Metazoa; Chordata; Actinopteri; Labriformes; Labridae
Gene: ddx55
Product: DEAD (Asp-Glu-Ala-Asp) box polypeptide 55
Exons: 14
Coding region: 109-1914 (601 amino acids)
Cellular component (GO): nucleolus
Molecular function (GO): nucleic acid binding; ATP binding; RNA helicase activity
Source: RefSeq, a predicted model, not a curated record
GUAAACAUCAGCGCACCGGAAACAGGAGCAGCGUGGAGAGUGGAGUGAGCAGUGCUGAUGCUAACAAGUUUAGCUGUAAGCUCCACUUAGUAACACUUUUAUAUCAACAUGGAUAAUACGACGGAUGGGACGUGGGACAGUUUGCCCGUCAAACUUCACGACAGUAUUUUACAGACGCUAGAGGAGCUCAAAUUCACACACAUGACACCUGUACAGUCUGCUUGUAUUCCUCUAUUUAUGCGGAAUAAAGACGUGGCUGCUGAGGCGGUGACAGGGAGCGGGAAGACGCUUGCUUUUGUCAUUCCAAUCAUAGAGCUGCUCCUGAAAAGAGAAGAAAAACUCAAAAAGAUGCAGGUCGGUGCCUUGGUGAUCACUCCCACCCGAGAGCUGGCCCUGCAGAUCAGUGAAGUCAUGGAGCAGUUCAUCCAGAAGUUUCCACAGUUUAAGCAGAUUUUACUGAUUGGAGGCUCGAACCCGAUCGAGGAUGUGGAGAAGUUCAAAGAGCAAGGAGCAAACAUUGUAAUAGCGACGCCUGGUCGUCUGGAGGACAUGUUCAGGAGGAAGGCAGACGGUCUGGACUUGGCGAGCUCUGUCAGGAGUCUAGAUGUGCUGGUUCUGGAUGAGGCUGACAGACUUUUAGACAUGGGAUUUGAAGCCAGUCUGAACACAAUCCUGGGCUACCUCCCCAAACAGAGACGUACUGGUUUGUUUUCAGCCACUCAGACUCAAGAGCUGGAGAAGCUGGUGAGAGCAGGACUUAGGAACCCCGUACGAAUCACAGUCAAGGAGAAGGGCGUCGCUGCCUCUGUUAUCCAGAAAACACCGUCCAGACUCUCCAACUAUUACACCAUCUGUAAAUCUGAGGACAAAUUUAACAACCUGGUGGCAUUUUUACGGCAACACAAGCAUGAAAAGCAUCUGGUCUUCUUCAGCACGUGUGCAUGUGUGGAGUACUACGGUCGAGCUCUGGAGACUCUAAUCAAGAAGGUCACGGUCCACUGCAUCCACGGGAAGAUGAAAAACAAACGCAACAAGAUCUUUGCAGACUUUCGCACACUUAAAAGUGGGAUCUUGGUGUGCACAGACGUCAUGGCGAGAGGCAUAGAUAUCCCUGAUGUGAACUGGGUGCUGCAGUAUGAUCCUCCAAGCAGUGCCAGUGCUUUUGUGCAUAGGUGUGGGCGCACAGCACGUAUUGGAAAUCAAGGCAAUGCCCUUGUUUUCUUGCUGCCGAUGGAGGAGUCCUAUGUCAAUUUUCUGUCUAUAAAUCAGAAGUGCCCGCUGCAGCUGAUGCCCCCUAUAGGUGAUGUUGUGGAUAUGCUGCCAAAGGUUCAGGCCAUGUCUCUAGCGGACCGGGCCAUGUUUGACAGAAGCAUGAGAGCUUUUGUCUCAUAUGUUCAAGCAUAUGCCAAACAUGAGUGUAGCCUCAUCUUCAGAGUCAAAGAUCUGGAUUUUGCUGCUUUAGCCCGUGGCUUUGCUCUCCUCCGCCUGCCUAAGAUGCCGGAGCUGAGAGGGAAAACAUUUCCUGAUUUCACAGAAACAACAGUAGACACAGACACCAUCCGCUACAAGGACAAGAACAGAGAGAAACAGAGACAAAAGAUGCUUGCCGAGCUAAAAGACAAAGACAAGACUCCGUUUCCCAAAAAGAACUUCACCAAGAACCAGGCCUGGUCCAAACAGAAGAGCAAGAAGGAACGCAGGAGAAAGAACGCAGCUAAGAGGAAACAUGAUGAGGACUCUGACAUUGAAGAUGAAGACAUGACAGAGCUCUUAAACGACACUCGUCUCCUCAAGAAACUAAAGAAAGGUCAAAUCAGCGAGGAGGACUUUGAGAAACAGAUAACAAGCGGACUAAAGUCAAAACAGAAAACAGAAGACCAAUCAUACGACAGCUCAGAGGGCGAGGAUGUCUGAUGAAAGAGAAAUAAAUCCACAGCAACUCCUUCAACAUUUGUUGACCUUUUGAUAUUUUUAUUGAGAGUUGUGAGGCACAGUUUUUAUAAAUAAAGCUUGAUGAGUUCGUCACUGACAGCC